Molecule: messenger RNA, 2893 nt
Organism: Selaginella moellendorffii
Lineage: Eukaryota; Viridiplantae; Streptophyta; Lycopodiopsida; Selaginellales; Selaginellaceae
Exons: 8
Coding region: 12-2810 (932 amino acids)
Molecular function (GO): UDP-glycosyltransferase activity
Source: RefSeq, a predicted model, not a curated record
AGGAAGCGUCCAUGGAUUCCCAGCCGCCUCACGUUCUUGCGUUUCCAUUUCCCACGCAGGGUCACAUAAACCCGAUGAUACUUCUCUGCCGCAAGCUCGCCUCCAUGGGAUUCGUCGUAACUUUCCUCAACAUUGGCAGCAAGAACAUGAGCUCCACUGCUGAUGAGCAAUUCAGGAUCAUGAGCAUCUCUGACGAGUGCCUCCCAUCUGGCCGGCUUGGAAACAAUCUCCAGAUGUAUCUCAACGCGAUGGAGGGCUUGCGGGGCGAUUUCGAGACAACCGUGGAGGAGCUCAUGGGCGAUUCGCAGCGGCCGCCUCUCACUUGUAUACUAAGUGACGCUUUCAUUGGUUGGACUCAGCAAGUGGCCAACAAGUUUGGGAUUUGCAGGGCGACUUUGUGGACGAGCUGCGCGACGUGGGCUCUCGCGUGUUUCCAUUUCUUGUCGCUCGAAAGCAAUGGCCUCCUCCCAGCAUACGGAAGUAGCAGAGUUUUGGAUUUCAUCCCUGGAAUGCCAUCUUCUUUUGCUGCGAAGUAUCUUCCUGACACGAUCCAGAACGUGGAGCCUUACGAUCCAGGCUUUCUCAAGCGCCGGCAGAGGAACGAGAUAAUGAGAAACGAUGCUUGGGUGCUCGUCAACUCCGUUCUGGAGGUGGAGGCAUCGCAGAUCGAAGAGAUCUCCAGGAGCGAGAACCCAAACUUCGUUCCAAUCGGGCCCUUACACUGUCUAAGUACGGAUGACACCCGCACCGCGCGAUUAGCAGUCGCCAGUCACUCUCCCUGGAGGCAGGAUCGAAGCUGCUUGGACUGGCUCGACCGGCAAGCUCCAAAUUCGGUGCUCUACAUCUCUUUUGGGAGCCUGGCAACCGCUUCUCACGAUCAAGUGGAAGAGAUUCUCGCCGGACUGGAUAAGAGCGGCAGUGCUUUCUUGUGGGUGGCAAGGCUGGAUCUCUUCGAAGACGACGACACCCGAGACAAGAUCGUGGCUACGGUCAGGAACAGCCAAAACAGCCUCGUCAUCCCGUGGGCUCCUCAGCUAGAGGUUCUUGAGCACAAGUCCGUGGGAGCAUUCCUCACACAUUGUGGUUGGAAUUCCAUCACGGAGGCCUUGGCCGCCGGAGUUCCAAUGUUGUGCAAGCCUUGCUUUGGAGACCAGAUCAUGAACUGUGCCUUGGUGGUGGAUCAUCUCAAAGUGGGUCUUCGUGCUACGGACGAGGAGCAGGACAAGCAAACCAGCGCUGGCCGGAUUGAAAAAGUGGUGAGGCUCGUAAUGGGGGAAAGUGGACAGGAACUGCGAAAACGAGCCAAGGAAUUGAGCGACACCGUCAAAAGAGCCGUAAAACAUGGCGGAAGCUCGUAUGCCAACAUGCAAGCUUUUGUGGAGGACAUGAAACGAAGAGCAUUGAAUAUCGAGGAAGCCAUGGAUUCUCAGGCGCCUCACGUUCUCGCGUUUCCAUUUCCGGCCCAGGGUCACAUACCUCCGAUGCUGCAUCUCUGCCGCAAGCUCUCCUCCAUGGGAUUCGUCAUAACUUUCCUCAAUAUUGGCAGCAAGAACAAAAGCAGCGCCACUGGUGACGAGAAAUUCAGGUUCAUGAGCAUCUCGGACGAGUGCCUUCCAUCUGGCCGGCUUGGAAACAAUCUCCAGAUGUAUCUCGACGCGAUGGAGGGCUUGCGGGGCGAUUUCGAGAAGACCGUGGCGGAGCUCAUGGGCGAUUCCCAGCGGCCGCCACUGACUUGUAUACUCAGUGACGUUUUCAUUGGGUGGACUCAGCAAGUGGCCAACAAGUUCGGGAUUUGCAGGGCAACUUUGUGGACGGGCUGCGCGACGCGGGGUCUCGCGUAUUGCCAUUUCUCGUUGCUCGAAAGCAAUGGCCUCCUCCCAGCACAGGGAAGUAGCAGAGUUUUGGAUUUCGUCCCCGGAAUGCCAUCUUCUUUUGCUGCGAAGUAUCUUCCCGACACGCUCCAGGUCGAGGAGCCUUACGAUCCAGGCUUUCUCAAACGCAAGCAGAGGAACGAGAUAAUGAGAAACGACGCUUGGGUGCUCGUCAACUCCGUCCUGGAGGUGGAGCCAUCGCAGAUCAAGGAGAUCUCCAGGUGCUGGAACCCAAACUUCGUUCCAAUCGGGCCAUUGUACUGUCUAUCGGACGAAACCUCGCGAUUAUCAGUCGCCGAUCACGCUCCGUGGAGGCAGGACCGAAGCUGCUUGGACUGGCUCGACCGGCAAGCUCCAAACUCGGUGCUCUACAUCUCGUUUGGGAGCCUGGCAACCGCUUCUCACGAUCAAGCGGAGGAGAUUCUCGCCGGACUGGACAAGAGCGGCAGUGCUUUCUUGUGGGUGGCGAGGCUGGAUCUCUUUGAAGACGAGGACACCCGAGAAAGGAUCUUAGCUACGGUCAGGAACAACCAAAAUUGCCUCGUCAUCCCGUGGGCUCCUCAGCUGGAGGUUCUUGAGCACAAGUCUGUGGGAGCAUUCCUCACACACUGUGGCUGGAAUUCCAUCACGGAAGCCUUGGCUACCGGCGUUCCAAUGCUGUGCAAGCCGUGCUUUGGGGACCAGAUCACGAACUGUGCCUUGGUCGUGGAUCAUCUUAAAGUGGGUCUUCGUGCCACGGUCGAGGAGCAUGACAAGCAAACCAGCGCUCACCGCAUCGAAAAAGUGGUAAGGCUCGUAAUGGGGGAAAGUGGACAGGAGCUGCGGAAAAGAGCCAAGGAGUUGAGCGACACUGUCAAAGGAGCCGUGAAACCUGGCGGAAGCUCGUAUGCCAACUUGCAAGCUUUUGUCCAGGACAUGAAACGGAGAGCAUUGAAGUGAAAAAGUUUAAUCAACUUUUGCUUGUACGAGGCUUGGUUGAUCGAGUGAAUACAAGUUUGCUAGCAGCACGUAAUGUGAUGUGA